AUGCGAGCCCUAUCUCGGUGUGGGGCUUGCCUAGUCUUAAAUAGAGGAUGCAGUCCACAGUGCAUCUUUGUCCCUUACUUCCAUUGUGAGGAUGGUACUACUCGUUUUGCCGCCAUCCGUGAUACUUUCACGGUCCGAAAUGCCGUUAACAUCUUAGCUCUACUUCCGGUCAGUGACCGAUUUUGGGCUACUGAUACACUCUUCUUUGAAGCUCAAGCUCGAUUUCAGGAUCCUGUCUAUGGAUGUGUAUCCCACAUUCUUACCCUUCAGCAGCAGGUUAGUGAGUUGCACGUUUAUCGAGCUUAUUUGCAAGAUUUACUCUUUACUACCUAUCCUGCAUAUUUCCAACCUGUCCCAGAUUGGUUUCUCCUACAACCCGAUCAAAAUCCAAACUGGAGUUUCGAUCUUCCCACUAUCUCAGAGGACGUUUCACUCCCAAGUUUCCCAAAUGCUACCCUUCCGCCUUACCUUGACGAAGCCAGCAGUAGCCAGAUGCCUCUCCCAAAUGACAUCGAUGAGCUAGGACCUGUCAUGUUUGGCAUCCAUCGUCGUCAUUGA
Diospyros lotus (date-plum) is the source of this 558-nucleotide messenger RNA. Its product is annotated as LOB domain-containing protein 29-like. Lineage: Eukaryota; Viridiplantae; Streptophyta; Magnoliopsida; Ericales; Ebenaceae. The transcript has a single exon. The coding region runs from base 1 to 558 and encodes 185 amino acids. The record is from RefSeq and is a predicted model, not a curated record. Gene Ontology annotation, cellular component: nucleus. Gene Ontology annotation, biological process: hormone-mediated signaling pathway; positive regulation of DNA-templated transcription.